This is a messenger RNA of Eleginops maclovinus (Patagonian blennie), 6116 nucleotides long. RefSeq names its product exostosin-like glycosyltransferase 3 (gene extl3). Lineage: Eukaryota; Metazoa; Chordata; Actinopteri; Perciformes; Eleginopidae. Gene Ontology annotation, molecular function: glycosyltransferase activity. The coding region runs from base 571 to 3315 and encodes 914 amino acids. The transcript is spliced from 6 exons. The record is from RefSeq and is a predicted model, not a curated record. Gene Ontology annotation, cellular component: membrane.
CCAGCCGUCGCUCCAACAAUGCAGCUUUUAAUGGUGCUGUGAGCGGAGCGAGCUGAAAACGCAGCAACACCGCAGGCUUGUCCGGGGACUGUCGUGCAAAAUUCAACACAACGAGAUAUUUACGUUUUGACAAACCCACCGGGCGGCUUUGACUCAGUUCUCUGGAAAAAUUGGACUCUUCUGCUGUGGGUUCCUGCUUUGAGAAGGAAGGGAAUAUGCCAGUGGCGGGAUCUCCAAAAGGAAUCCCUGAAGUGCCAUAAAAAUGAGCACAACCCGGAGAGCAUAAACUGAGCCACCCACCCGUCUCUCUGAUCUGUGAGCAGCCAUGCCCUCCCUGCCUCACCCAUCGAGGGGAACCCCUCUCCAGACGCCAGAGUGUUUUCUGGUAUAGAUCAGGACAACAGCAAUAGAGAUGGUAUUAGUCUGUGCGAGCUAUACCACAUCAGAGCUCGUUUUAGAAUCCAGGUGAGGCCCAACCUCACCUUGCUGACAAGGUCGUAUCAUGGCCGCUGCUGAUCCCCAUAGCAACGCUUCCUUGGCAGGGCGAGGAGCAGACUGAGAGAGUCAACGAUGCAGCGUAACGGUGGUGGGGUGGGCGCGGGUGGCCAGCCAUGGGUGUUACGGCGCGUGCGUCUCACCUGGCUCAGCUUCAUGCUCUUCUUCAUCCUGGUCUUCUUCCCACUCAUCGCCCACUACUACCUCACGACCAUCGACGAAGCUGGGGGUCCCGAUAAACGCAUCUUUGGCCCACGGCCUGGUGGCGAACUGUGCGAGGCCAAACAUGUGCAGGAUCUAUGCCGGAUCCGCGAGUCGGUCAGCGAGGAGCUGCUGCAGCUGGAGGCCAAGAGGCAGGAGCUCAACGGGGAGAUCGCCCGACUCAACCUUCGCAUCGAGGCCUGCAAGCGCAGCAUAGACAGCGCCAAGCAGGAUCUGCUGCAGCUGAAGAACGUCAUCAGCCAGACUGAGCACUCGUAUAAAGAACUGAUGGCCCAGAACCAGCCCAAGCUUUCCCUGCCGGUCAGACUGCUGCCAGAUAAGGAGGACCCGGGUUUACCUCCACCGAAGUCUGCACGCUCCUGCCGCUUACGCUCCUGCUUCGACUACGCCCGCUGCCCUCUCACGUCUGGGUUUCCUGUGUAUGUCUACGACACAACCUCCUAUCCAUGGGCGGACUAUAUUGACCCCCUGGUGAAGCAGGCGUUCGCAGCCUCAGUAAAGAGCAACAUUUAUAUCACAGAUAACCCCAGCAUCGCCUGUCUGUAUCUGGUUUUAGUCGGGGAGCUGCAGGAGUCCUCCCCGCUGCCCCCUCCCUCAGAGCUGGAGAAGCAACUUAAAGCUCUGCCUUACUGGAGAUCUGACGGACACAAUCAUGUUCUGGUGCAUUUCUCUAGAAAUUCUGUGACCCAGAACUUCCUGUAUAAUGUGAGCACAGGACGGGCGGCCGUCGCUCAGUCCACUUUCCUGGAGCAGCAGUACCGCGAGGGCUUUGACUUGGUUGUGUCCCCGCUUGUUCAUGCCCUCUCAGAGCCAAACUUUUUAGAAGUGCCCCCUCAAGUUCCUGUAAAGAGGAAAUACCUCUUCACCUUCCAGGGGGAGAGGGUGGAGUCACUAAAGAGCAGCUUACAGGAAGGACCCCCUCAGUCUUUCGAGGAGGAAAUGGAAGGAGACCCACCAGCCGACUAUGACGAUCGCAUCAUCGGCACCUUAAAGGCAGUGCAGGACAGCCACCUGGAUCAGGUGCUGGUGGAGUUCACCUGCAAGAACCCACGGCCGAGUCUGCCGACUGAGUGGGCUCUGUGUGGGGAGAGGGAGGACCGGCUCGAGGUGCUCAAGGCUUCAACCUUUGGCCUGGUGAUAGCUCCAGGGGACGGGCAGCUGGUGGCCUCAGCAGGCUGUGGGAUGAGGCUCUUUGAGGCCCUCGAGGUGGGGACCAUCCCAGUCGUGUUGGGGGACCACUCUAGACUGCCGUAUCAUCAGCUUAUACGGUGGAGCGAAGCUGCCAUCAUCGUCCCUAAACCGCGUGUCACUGAACUACACUUCCUGCUGCGCAGCCUAUCAGACAAUGACAUGCUGACCAUGAGGCGGCAGGGCCGCUUCCUUUGGGAGACAUACUUCUCUACCUCGGAGAAUGUUCUUAACACCCUCCUGGCCUGCAUCAGAACCAGCAUCCAGGUCCCUGCUGCUCCCAUCAAAGAAGAGCCGGCUCACGAGAUCCCUCACAAAGCAGGGAAGCUGGCCGGCACUGACGCCAACCUGGCUGACAACGGGGACCUGGAUCUGGGUCCUGUUGAGACAGAGCCCCCCUACGCCUCUCCGCGCUUUCUCCGUAACUUCACAUACACAGCUGCAGACACAUAUAGAGCAUGGAACCGGGCCCCGGGGCCUUUUCAUCUGUUCCCUCACACUCCUCUGGACCCUGUGCUGCCCUCUGAAGCCAAAUUCCUCGGCUCUGGAACUGGCUUCAGGCCCAUCGGUGGAGGUACGGGUGGCUCAGGGAAGGAGUUUCAGGCAGCUCUAGGAGGGAACGUGCCACGAGAACAGUUCACCGUGGUCAUGCUGACCUAUGAGAGGGAGGAGGUGCUGAUGAACUCUCUGGAGAGGCUGAACGGACUGCCGUACCUCAACAAAGUAGUGGUGGUGUGGAACUCACCCAAGCCUCCUUCAGACGACCUGCUGUGGCCAGACAUUGGCCUGCCUAUCGUGGUUGUCCGCACAGAGAAGAACAGCCUCAACAACCGCUUCCUUCCCUGGGACGUCGUGGAAACCGAGGCCAUCCUGUCGAUUGAUGAUGACGCUCACCUCCGCCACGAUGAGAUCAUGUUCGGGUUCAGAGUGUGGCGCGAGGCCAGAGAUCGCAUCGUGGGUUUCCCCGGGAGGUAUCACGCGUGGGACGUGAACCAUCAGUCCUGGCUCUACAACUCCAACUACUCCUGUGAGCUCUCCAUGGUCCUGACAGGAGCGGCUUUCUUCCAUAAGUAUUACGCCUACCUGUACUCGUACGUGAUGCCCCAGGCUAUCAGAGACAUGGUGGACGAGUACAUUAACUGUGAAGACAUCGCCAUGAACUUCCUGGUGUCUCACAUCACCCGAAAACCCCCCAUCAAGGUAACAUCACGUUGGACUUUCCGCUGUCCCGGCUGCCCUCAGGCCCUUUCACACGACGACUCCCAUUUCCACGAACGCCACAAGUGCAUCAACUUCUUCGUCAAAGUGUACGGCUACAUGCCGCUGCUGUACACUCAGUUUCGCGUGGACUCCGUGCUCUUUAAGACUCGUUUGCCCCACGACAAGACCAAGUGCUUUAAGUUCAUAUAGCACCGGGCUGAGUGGCCCAGCAAAGAGCCAAACGUAGAGAGGAUUGAAGGACUGGAAGUAUUUAAGAGAACAGCAGCUCCCUCUGCACGCAGUGAAGAAGAUGGAUGGACUGCCAGAUAAAUGCACAAAGGAUAAGUUGUGGUUUGGAUAUCGCACGGGGGAGAGACAAGACCUUGUUGUUGUUGGCUGGGUGGUCUAAUCCACAACUCUACUGAAAAUAUGAAGAGUGGAAGCUGAAAGGGAUGACUGCCAAGAAAAUGAGCCUUUUCAGUGGAUGCCACUCUUCCUUUUUCACGUUCUUCAAUCACGCUCAAUCAUCAACCACUACAGAUGUCAUUAGCACCUCUUAACGCUCGCCAAGGAAAGAGGACGGUUGUACAGAGUGUACAGAAACUCUCCCACGGUAAACUCUACCUUACAAUGGAGCUGUGAGUAGCUGCAUCACUGACGGACGGGUGUCGUGCUGCGCUCGCCAGCGGCCUGUCGACAGUUUCAGCUGGGAGAGCAACAGCAGCACAUGGCACCCUAAUUUUCACAGAUACAAACUGUACUUCUUGUACGCAAGACAAGCACUGAUGGUCAGAGGUAUUUUAUUGAAAAGUCUUCUUUUAAAAGAAAAUCUAAGUGUGUAAAUCUUUUUUGAUGGUCAAACUUUUUCCAGAUCCUCCGCCUGUUGGAGAUCAGACACAAACUGAUAUGUUCGAGAAAGAAACGGGACCUCGACUGAAGAGUUUGGCCCAAUCAUGUUUAGUAGUGUCACAUGUUCAAGAAGGAAUUCACUUCAGUGGUCACCAUAAUGCCUCAAAUCUGUCAUGAAAAACCAGCCACCAUCUGGUCAUUUUGUUAUGCUUACAGGAUCUGCACUCUUGGACGAGUGUUUAAAAAUGGCCUGUUUUUUAUGCUAUAGGGUGUUAAAUAAUGUUUGUAAAUCUGGUCUGAGGUUAAAGUAGUCAUAUUUAAAUGUAAUAAUAUUAACCAGUCAACGGUUACAAUGUCCCUUACUGAAGUACGACUAAGUCGAGAAUCACCUCUUCCAAAAUCUGAAAAAUAAAAUGUUUGGAUGUCUAAUUGAAGUUGUAAUUAUAAAGAAGGAUACUUGUACUACAAUUAGGAUAAUAUCAAAAUGUUUAAAGGGAGUAGCUUGACAUUUUAGGAAAUAAACAUACUGGCUUUCAGGUGCCGAGUUGGAUAUUCAGAACUCUGAAAUCUGUCAACUAAACUUAGUUUAGCUUAAAUUAGCAUAAAGACUGGAAACUGGUUAAAAACAACUAGCCUGUCUGUCCUUAACCUACCAAAAUCUGCCUAUCAGUAUCUAUAGCGCACUUACUGAUGGUUUUUGUGUUGAAUCCAAACUAAUAAUAAGGUGUAAACAUGACAAGCUGUUUUGCUAUUUGCUCAGCUAAGUGGCAACUUGCUAAAGGUUAGCCUAAUAUUGAAUUAUCAAAUAUUAUCAUCUUACUCUCCACCAGACCAUAAAUAAGCACAUUUCCAACAUUUCAAACUACUCUCUUGAAUAUAUUUCCAGUUACAGCGCUGCGACGGAUGUAUUAGAGAUGUCCCGCCAUGUUCAUGCCUCCUGUAUAGAUCUCUCCCAGCGCAGACAAACGUCACUUUAGUGUCGCCAUAUUGGUUCCACUUUGUUUGUUUUUUACCAUUGCUUGAUGAAUGUUUUCUUUGCCAAAUAGGUACAAUGUCUGCUGCUUCAGAGCAUUGUUUGCAGCGUGUGAGUGGUUGCAGUCUGGUACAUCCAUUUCCACUCUGCAUAGUAGUUCCGUUCCAAAGUCGAUCCAUUGGAGCCCUUUCCAUCAUGUACUCUAAGUCCUUUAAUUGAUCAGACUUUGUGUAAUCCGAACAAAAGAUUAACCUAAAAAAUAUACCUUUAAAUAAAAAGAAAUUAAGGAUGUGUUUCCCCUAAAUAACCUUCUAACUGUGAGGAUGCUGUUAUGAAACAGAAACUCUCACAAGUCCAUGGUUCCUGUAUAUUUAUUGAAUAUAUUAUUAAAAAAAGAUUUUUUAAACUGAUGACACAUUCAAUAAAAUAACAAAAACAUUGUAGUUCAUUAUUCCUUACCCUUAAGAAGUCCCAACAGGACUUAGCCGUAUAUCUUUAUUACAUUGCCAAGGAAAACUAGCUUGUGCCACUGAAUGCUUGAGGGGGAACCUAACUGACCUGAGAGCAGCACUCGGGCAGGAAAAUGUUUUACGGUCGUCAAGAUGUCCUCGUUCUUGGGAAGGUCAACUUGAAACAGAAUGUCAUAAAAUGAAAAGAAGCUUCUGGCACAGUCAUAAAGUGUCUUUGAAGCCAAAUCCCUACCUGUGCCAGGUGGCUGCUGCUUCCAAACUAUUAGAUUGGGCCUGUAAGGUGAACAGGAUAAAGAGCCAGAUACAAAUUACACAAAUCCAGAAUGGAAAUGUGUACUCUUGCUGCACCAGCCUUGAAAAACCAGCUUGUCUGCUCACCUAGACACACCUGAACACUUUUAUUGCAGCUCCUGGAGGCCUCAUAAUUACCUGGCUGACUAAACCUGUCCUGGGGCAUAAAUAGGGUCAGCUGGUAUUCUUUGGAAGUUAAACCCCUCCUCUAGGCUAUUUGGCACAGCUGGUUUUCCAUGGCCCAAAGCAGGAUACUUUCCCCCCUGACGGCCGUGGUCACUCUGCUGGGCGUUUUGUGAAACUAUGUCUGAUCCAAGAUGAGGGCCCGGCUCCAGCCACCUGCAGCCUGUGCUGUGCCAGACUGAUGACGGCGUCUGACAUACCAUUGAAGGCCAGAUUAAUGGAAAUAAAACAGUGUUAAAACAUUA